This is a messenger RNA of Apis dorsata (giant honeybee), 2346 nucleotides long. RefSeq names its product echinoderm microtubule-associated protein-like CG42247 (gene DCX-EMAP). Gene Ontology annotation, biological process: microtubule cytoskeleton organization. The transcript has 13 exons. Gene Ontology annotation, molecular function: microtubule binding. Bases 157 to 2316 code for a protein of 719 amino acids. The record is from RefSeq and is a predicted model, not a curated record. Lineage: Eukaryota; Metazoa; Arthropoda; Insecta; Hymenoptera; Apidae. Gene Ontology annotation, cellular component: mitotic spindle.
GAGGCACCACCUCCUGGGGGUGGAAAACCUUCCUCGGGACGCGUCAUACGAAUCGUUAACAACCACGACCAUACCGUGCAGUGUCGAGUUUUGUUGAACCUUCGCACCUCGCAACCAUUCGAGGAGGUGUUGGAAGACCUUGGACAAGUGUUGAAGAUGAACGGGGCCAAGAGGAUGUUCACGGUUUCAGGUCAAGAGGUAAGAAGUUUCUCCCAGUUGAGGAACGAAUUCGCUGACGUGGACACAUUUUACCUGGGUACCGGGUCGGGGAUGAGCAUGGUGGGCGGCGUGUCAGCGUCCCCGGCGAGGAGGUCGAGAUCGCGAGGACCGUCUACAGUGGUCGAGGACAUCGGUCGCCAAAGGCGCGCCCGUAGCAAAAGCAGGCCCCGCGCUUUGUACGCCCCUGACUCAGACGUCGUCCGAGUAAACGAUUACAGCGUGGUGGAGGUGUUGAGGGACGAGCCAGCAAGGGUGACCAUCCGAGGGUUGAGAAGGUCGUUCUACCCCCCCUCCCACCUGCCGCCCGUAGACAAUUCUCCCCCCGAUAAGAAGCUGCAACUCGAGUGGGUUUACGGUUAUCGGGGCACCGAUACCCGGCGAAACCUCUGGGUAUUGCCUAGCGGUGAACUGUUGUACUACGUCGCUGCCGUGGCUGUUCUCUUCGACCGAGAGGAAAAUGCACAACGGCACUACGUCGGCCAUACGGAGGAUAUCACGUGCAUGGAGGUUCAUCCGAGCAGAGAACUCGUUGCGUCUGGGCAAAAAGCCGGGAGGCACAGAAAAGCGCAACCUCACGUCCGCAUAUGGUCAACAGAGACUUUGCUCACGCUGUACGUGUUCGGAAUGACCGAGUUCCAGAUGGGCGUCUCCGCUUUAGCGUUCUCGCAGCUGAACGGGGGUAGUUACGUGUUAGCGGUCGACGCUGGUAGAGAAGCGAUACUCUCGGUGUGGCAAUGGCAAUGGGGCCAUUUGUUGGGUAAAGUGGCGACGAUGCAGGAGGAUUUGACGGGGGCAGCUUUCCAUCCCCUCGACGACAACCUUCUUAUCACUCACGGCCGGGGCCACUUGACGUUUUGGAAUAGGCGUAAAGACGGUUUCUUCGAGAGGACGGAUAUCAUCAAACCUGACGGGGAUGUCGUGACGGCGGACAGCGACGGUUUCAUCACCGUCUACUCGGUGGACGCUGAUGGCGCUUACUUCGUCCGUAUGGAAUUCGAGGCGCACAACAAAGGUAUCAGCUCCCUCGUCAUGCUGUCGGAGGGGACGUUGCUCUCCGGCGGUGAGAAGGACCGGAAGAUCGCCGCCUGGGAUUCCCUGCAGAAUUACAAACGUAUCACGGAUACGAAAUUGCCGGAGGCGGUUGGGGGUGUGCGCAGCAUCUAUCCCCAGAGGCCUGGGAGGAACGAUGGGAAUAUUUAUGUGGGCACGACAAGGAACAAUAUUUUGGAAGGAUCCCUUCAGAGAAGGUUCAACCAGGUCGUGUUCGGGCAUGGGAGACAGUUGUGGGGCCUCGCUGUUCACCCUGACGACGAGGUGUUCGCCACCGCCGGCCACGACAAGAAUAUCGCUCUUUGGCGCAGGCACAAACUCCUCUGGACGACUCAGGUCGGUUUCGAGUGUAUUUGCAUAGCUUUCCAUCCUUUCGGGGUCGCUCUUGCUGCCGGCUCUUCGGAGGGUCAUCUUUUGGUGCUUGCCGCUGAUACAGGGGCGGCUGUGGCAACCCUCAGAGUCUGCGGCUCGCCCUUGUCGUGCAUUGGCUACAAUCCAACGGGUGAAAUCGUUGCGAUGGGCUCUCAGAACGGUAGCGUGUAUCUGUUCAGAGUGUCCAGAGACGGAUUCUCGUACAAGAAAAGCAACAAAAUCCGCGGGACGCAACCGUUGGUCCAGCUCGACUGGAGCUCCGACAGCAGAUUCCUUCAAACGGUUACCCAGGACUACGAUUUAGUAUUUUGGGACGUGAAAGCGUUGUCAUCCGAAAAGAGUCCGUUGGUGAUGAAGGACGUGAAAUGGUAUACCCACAAUUGCAUGGUUGGAUACAUGGUGUCUGGAAUGUGGAAUAAUCGUUAUUACCCGUUAACGACCGUUUUAACGACGUCGAGUCGAUCGGCGGCGCACGACAUGUUGGUGAGCGGCGACGCGGAAGGCUACCUGAGGCUUUUCAGGUAUCCGUGCACCAGUGCUAAGGCCGAGUAUAUCGAGGAAAAGGUGUACAGCUCUUUAGUGGCUUGUGCCAGAUUUCUUUACAACGAUCAGAACGUGGUGACCGUCGGUGGAACCGACGCAGCUCUCAUGCUCUGGGAGCUGGUCGACGAAUAAAAGAAGAAGAAGAAAAAGAAGAAGAGAAGA